Protobothrops mucrosquamatus (brown spotted pit viper) is the source of this 1338-nucleotide messenger RNA. RefSeq names its product RAB3D, member RAS oncogene family (gene RAB3D). Gene Ontology annotation, molecular function: GTPase activity; GTP binding. Gene Ontology annotation, biological process: protein localization to plasma membrane; protein secretion; regulation of exocytosis. The transcript has 5 exons. The record is from RefSeq and is a predicted model, not a curated record. Lineage: Eukaryota; Metazoa; Chordata; Lepidosauria; Squamata; Viperidae. The coding region runs from base 201 to 863 and encodes 220 amino acids. Gene Ontology annotation, cellular component: plasma membrane; synaptic vesicle; endosome.
UGUGGAGCGCCGAUUGCUGAGGUCGGCUGCUGGAAGACGGCUCACACACUCCUUCCUUUUUCGCGGGUGGCUUUGCUCUCCUCCCGUGCACACCAGGAGCUGCUACUGCUGCUUCUCCUCUUCUCUGGAGGAAAAUCGCAGCAGCUUCCAGCUGGUGGAAGAAACCAGGCUCGGGUCCUUACGCCCCAUAGCCAGGCGAAAUGGCCUCUGCAAAUGACACUCGACAGAUGCCCAAGGAUGCUGCUGACCAAAACUUUGAUUAUAUGUUCAAGCUUUUAAUCAUUGGCAACAGCAGCAUAGGCAAGACAUCGUUUCUCUUCCGAUAUGCUGAUGAUUCCUUUACUUCAGACUUUGUUAGUACUGUUGGUAUUGACUUCAAGGUGAAAACUGUCUACAGGAAUGAAAAAAGAGUCAAGCUGCAGAUUUGGGACACAGCUGGCCAAGAGCGGUAUCGGACCAUCACAACAGCCUACUACAGGGGAGCAAUGGGUUUUUUACUCAUGUAUGAUAUUUCCAACCAGGAGUCUUUCAGUGCUGUACAAGACUGGGCAACUCAGAUCAAGACUUACUCCUGGGAUAAUGCUCAAGUGAUUCUGGUUGGGAACAAGUGUGACCUGGAAGAUGAUCGAGUAAUACCCACUGAAGAUGGCAAGAGACUUGCUGAUGAACUAGGUUUAGAAUUCUUUGAAGCCAGUGCCAAGGAUAAUAUCAAUGUCAAGCAGGUCUUUGAGCGCUUGGUGGACAUAAUCUGUGAGAAGAUGAAUGAGAGCCUGGAUGCAAGCUCUGGCCUGAACAGCACCAAUCACAAGAACACUGCCCUGAAGGAAACAUCAGAUUCACAGUCCAGCAAUUGUUCCUGCUAGACAGGACUUUGCCCACCACUGAGACCUGCAGUGCCUCGCUGCCCUACAUAAGUGAGGAGGAAGGUUCAGCAGAUUGCACAUCUCCUUUGACUGCUGGUUGGCUCAUCUCCCGUUUGCCUCUGCUGUGCCUGUUUGGCCUCUGACAGCAUGCAUCAGUUGCCUCCCUUCCUUUUCUCUGCAGCAUAAUUGGCCUUUUCUGGCAAAGGAGUAUGAUUUCUUUUGAAUAUUUUCACUUCAGUUUACACUCCCAAUGACAUGUCUUUGCAACCUAGACAAAUUGGACCUCUCUUUCAAACUGGGCACAACUUUCUCCCCAUCUCUUUUCAAUAUUCUAGCAAUUUGUCUCAUAUAUAUCUGCAUCUGCAUAAGCAUGCUUCCUCCCCACCUUGCCUUCUCCCAGUAUAAAACCUGCAUAGGUUUAACUACUCCAUGCGUUUAAUUAAGUGAGCUGCAGUUCAUAAAAGUUUAUGCCUUU